GGAGUGGUAGAAGAAGAAGAAGAAGAGGAGGAGGAGGAGAAUUUGUUUUUGCCAGCAUGGCGUUUACUCUCUACACUCUCAUCCAGACCGCUAUUCUAUGCACUAAUGCCAUCGCUGUGCUGCAUGAGGAGAGGUUUCUCAGCAAGAUCGGCUGGGGCGUUGAGCAGGGAGUUGGAGGUUUUGGGGAUGAUCCAGGAGUCAAAGCCCAGAUCCUCAACCUCAUCCGCUCAGUCCGGACUGUCAUGAGAGUGCCUUUAAUUAUAGUGAAUUCAGGCUGCAUCGUCCUAUUGCUGCUGUUUGGUUAAUUCUGUGCCUGAGGACCAGACAUGAGCCAAGGAACAACUACACACACACGGAAACACACGGGACACUUACCUUUUCCAGAGGGUUCGCCACUAUGUUUGGCAGAGGAAUCCAGAAAAGAGGCAAACAACAAAAAACAAUAUUCAGAACUGAAACAUUUAAGACUUUAGUGGCUACAAAGUCAUAAAAAAUGGCUUGUGUUGGCCCCGAAAACCUCCGUGACAACAAAAGGUCAAAACAUCAAAAUAAUACGCAGUGCUUGUCUUCAACCUUUUUAUCAUCAGACGCAUUGAAGGGGAAUCAGUUUCAUUGAUUUCAUGAUGAUUUGUGUCAUGUUUUAUUUUAGUCUUGCAAGUGAGAGAUUGUUACUUUUUUAUAAAUGGUAUAAAAUGGUCUCAUCAGCAGAGAAGCUGGACUCUUUUUUUUUUACUUCCUGUAAGAGUUCAGAUUAAUGCAGUCUUCUGUACCUAAAUGUAGAGCAUUUUAUAAUAUGUCUUUCUGUCAUACAUAGAUUUUAAAACUGGACUUUGUUGACAUCAGCAAAGACAGAGGUAGGUGGUCAGGAUUUGUCAAAAAAAACACUUGAUCUGAAUCUGAAGUUUAAUUUUAAGUUUCCCUCACUGGAGUGUAAAUAAGUUAUGUUUUAUUUUUUUUCUCCUGUUAGCAUUUGUUCCAACUUAAUGUAAAACUAGGCAAUAUGGCCGAACACAACUCAAAACCCUGUAUGUUUACACUCAUGUUUACACAUCAACACCUUCUCAAAGCCACAAAUCUCACUGGCUUUUAAAUAAUAAAAAAACAAGUGUUAUUUAGA
Molecule: messenger RNA, 1117 nt
Organism: Solea senegalensis (Senegalese sole)
Lineage: Eukaryota; Metazoa; Chordata; Actinopteri; Pleuronectiformes; Soleidae
Gene: ier3ip1
Product: immediate early response 3 interacting protein 1
Exons: 3
Coding region: 57-305 (82 amino acids)
Biological process (GO): endoplasmic reticulum to Golgi vesicle-mediated transport
Cellular component (GO): Golgi membrane; COPII-coated ER to Golgi transport vesicle; endoplasmic reticulum membrane
Source: RefSeq, a predicted model, not a curated record